AUGGAAACCAAAAUCUCCUCCCACCAGCACAAUUUCCACGUUGAAUCCUCGAUUGUCAUCCGACAAGGCGUUAAGCUCCUUCGCGGUAUCCAAUCCGGUAAUUUUCUCUGAGGUAUUCUUCUCCAGGACAAUGUAUCCGCGUGAAACUCGGCGAACUAGAAUGGACAUCUCUUAUUGCCUGUCAUCUUUUGCACGAAAUUUCUACUCGAAGCUAAGUCUUGAAGAGGGAGACACGAUCGCCGGGACAAGAGCUUUAUUAGCCUGACGUUUCGGAUUCGUACUCGAAUCCAUCAUCAGAGACAAAAGAUGAAGAUGAUGCUGCUGCUGCUGCUGCUGCUGCUGCUGAUGAUGAUGAUGAUGAUGAUGAUGAUGAUGAUGAUGAUGAUGAUGAUGAUGAUGAUGAUGAUGAUGAUGAUGAUGAUGAUGAUGAUGAUGAUGAUGAUGAUGAUGAUGAUGAUGAUGAUGAUGAUGAUGGAUUCGAGUAG
Spirometra erinaceieuropaei is the source of this 485-nucleotide messenger RNA. Lineage: Eukaryota; Metazoa; Platyhelminthes; Cestoda; Diphyllobothriidea; Diphyllobothriidae. The record is from the annotation of a GenBank genome assembly.